Molecule: messenger RNA, 1068 nt
Organism: Colletotrichum orchidophilum
Lineage: Eukaryota; Fungi; Ascomycota; Sordariomycetes; Glomerellales; Glomerellaceae
Exons: 1
Coding region: 1-1068 (355 amino acids)
Molecular function (GO): methyltransferase activity
Source: RefSeq, a predicted model, not a curated record
AUGGCGGAACCAACUCCAACUCCUGCCGCUUCGACUCCGGCUAGCCCCCGACUUGGAGCCGGGGCUGAAGCCGAGCCCGAGCCCGAGAUCGAGCGGCCCGCUCCGGAAGUGGAGGUAGAAGUCGAUCGGGAAGAAAACGACUCGUCUUGGGGUGGCGACGAGGCUUCUCGAGCCAGCACCUCGCUCAAGUCGGUCACGUCGUCUUAUGAAUGGAAACACGGUCGCCGGUACCAUGGCUACCAGUCCGGUGCUUAUAAUUUCCCUAACGACGAGGAGGAACAGGAUCGGCUGGACAUGAUCCACCAUGUUUUCUUGAGGUUGAUGAAUGAUCGUCUAUACCUUGCGCCGAUCAAAACCGAGGGUCUGAAAGUUCUCGACAUUGGCACCGGCACGGGAAUAUGGCCCAUUCAGUUUGGAGACGAACACCCCGAGGCCGAGGUCAUUGUCGGAAACGACCUCAGUCCCAUUCAGCCUCAAUGGGUGCCGCCGAAUGUCAAAUUCAUCAUCGACGACGUUGAACUAGACUGGGCGGAGCCAGAGCAGUACGACUACAUUCACUGUCGCUACAUGGCAGGUUCUAUCAAAGACUGGCCUCGGCUCGUGCACCAAAUUUAUGAGAACCUGAAACCUGGCGGUUGGGUCGAGUUCCAAGAAUCCGCAAACACUCUGUACUCCGAAGACGGCUCCCUCAAACCUGACAACGCCAUGGUCCAAAUGAUGGAUGGACUCAUGGAAGCCUGUGAGAAGAUUGGACGGACCAUGGACCCGGCUCCGUCCUUUAGGCGGUGGACUGAAGAGGCCGGCUUCCAAAAGGUCGGCGAGCAGAGAUUCAAGCUGCCUAUUGGCAGCUGGCCCAAAGACGCUAGAUUAAAGGAGGUUGGCACACUGAUGGGUGUGAAUUUCGUGGAAGGGGUAGAGGCAUUUACCGCCGCACUGUUCAAGGAUGUUUUGGGAUGGUCCCUAGAGGAGGUCACUGUCCUUAAUGCUGGAGUACGGGCGGCGGUGCGCAAAAGAGAUGUUCACCCCAUCUUCGACUUCAUUGUUGUCACUGGGCAGAAGCCUUUGUAA